AAUGUCUGGUUUGUUCAUAGAUUCUUUGUUGCUAAAAUGUAGACUGGAUGCAACGAACAUUUCACAACUAAUCUUCCUCGGAUAAGUAGGCUAAUAUGCGCAUAGGCUUCAGAACUCCGGCUCUGGAAACAUUGUUGCCAGUUGCAUGGACUAUGUUUUCGUUAGUAUAUGUCGUGAUAGAUGGCCUUGCGAACACACAUCAUCUGGUGCUUGAAUCUGUGGAGAGUUCGCUUCUUAUUGUACAUGCUUGCUUGUGUCCUCUACUCGGAAUGCCUAUUUAACACAGACAAUUCGACUCCCGAAGGGAAUCAAAACGGUCAUAGUUUGGUUCAGAGGGGAGCGCGAUCACUCCGACGCGCAAACAAACACCCCACCCCCACCGUAGCCUAGUUUUCAUUCAUAAGCUUUUCCCCCUUGUUUUGCUAUUCAUCUCUAGAUCCGUUGAUUUGAUCCUCUGUGGUUUCUAUCACAUGGGACGUCUCUCGGUCAACUAAACCCUAGGGCAUAGCCUACACUAGGACUGUCGGUGUAUUUGUCCUUUUACAAUACAACAAUUAGGCCGCCCGUCUAUCUACUGGCUUAACCUAUUUACUGUGCUCGGUGUAAACUACUGUGGGGUUUCAUGAAGUCAAUCAAUUAUAGGGCUCUGCUUAUAAGCAAGCUGUCUUCGCGCAUAUGCCUAUCUGCAUAUUGUAUCCGUUUUUAAACUUGUUUGUAUGUUUGCGUCAUGUUGAUUAGACUGACCGAAUGUGUUUAUGCCUAUUGUGUAGGGUCCCGUUUGUGUUACAGUUUCAAGAGAUACGUCUGGCUUCUGAUAUUUUAAACCAGUAAUGGUAUUGGCUUUAAUUCAGUUGUGUGCUUGAAAUGAUAUGGACAUAAAGUUGACACUAUUUGUCGGGUUCUGUCGUGACCUUAGUUUUGUCACCACAUUUCCUUCCAACCGUCUUUCAUUUAGUAAUCGAAUAAUACGCGAGGCAGCUCAUUUUGUCCUAUUGGAUCGUGGCCUCGUUCCGUCGCCUUGGCACAUUUUAAAUGUUAACCAGUCAUACAAAUGUAAAUGAGCACGGGAAGUGGCCUAUUUGUACUGAAGUUUGGAUGUGUGCAUAUUGAGGAAGGUUUUCCGAUGCAUGCCAAGCCCAUGGUGAAUGUCGGAAGUGGUGAUCACCCCAGAUGGCGCUCCAAAGUCAACAUGGCCCUGGCGGUUCAUUAGUGGUGAUUCAGCAGCCUUCCCUGGAGGACCGGCAGAGGUCGGAUUACGAGCGGGAGCUCCAACAUGCCGCUAUCCUUUCCCUGGACCAAAUCAAGGCCAUCCGCUCCAGCAACGAGUACACAGAAGGCCCCUCGGUGGUCCGGAGGCCCCCUGCGCCCCGUAUGGUGCCCAGGCCCGACAAGCAGCAGGAGAGGACUCACGAGGUGAUUCUCGUCAAUGUGAACAACAACUACGAGCACCGGCCGGUAGGGCAGGGCCACCACGGUGGGGUUGUAGUAGUGGCCGGGGGCCAGCAGUGUAGCACCAGGGCCCCGGGCCUUAAUCGCUCCACCAGUACAGGCAGUGCGGCUAGCUCAGGGAGCAACAGCAGUGUAUCUUCUGAGCAGGGACUCCUGGCCCGCUCGCCUCCCUCUAGGCCAGGGAUGGUGGCCCUCCACCAGCACCACCACAGAGCCGAGCGUGCUCAGCCUGUUCGGACUCAGCCCAAGGCGCUGCUAGCCUCCCAGCAGGGCUCGCACCCCCUGCCGCCACUGGAGGCACCGCUCAAGCCCUCAGGGAAAGGGGACAUGACCUCUGGCCACCAGUUCAUCUGCGAAUGCUGCGGGAAGUGCAAGUGCGGAGACUGCACAGCCCCAAGAACCCUACCCUCGUGCCUGGCCUGCAACGGCCAGUGUCUGUGCUCGGCGGAUAGCGCCCUGGAGCAUGGCACGUGCAUGUGCCUGGUCAAGGGCAUCUUCUACCACUGUUCCAACGACGACGAGGGGGACUCGUGUGCCGACCACCCCUGCUCGCUGUCACGCUCCCACUGCUGCUCACGCUUCCUCUGCAUGGGAUUACUGUCGGUACUGUUCCCCUGUUUGCUGUGCUACCCGCCCGUCAAGGGGUGUCUGAAGGCGUGCCAGGGCUGCUACGACCAAGUCAACAGGCCCGGCUGCCGCUGCAAGAACUCCAACACUGUCUAUUGCAAACUGGAGCGCUGGUCCCACCAGGCCCAGGAAAAGCCUUCCUGAUCUUGUAUGUGUGUGUGUGUGGGUAGAGGGGCGGACAGUCGUUCCCCUGUGUGGUUUUGACAAUGAUAAUGAUGAUAACCAUAAUAGUCACUAUUACUAUUGAUGUUUAUCAAACAUUUUAAGCACCUCCCACCCACUUCCUUUUCUCCUGAUAGGAGUAAAGCACGGAAUAUGAAAACCACUCACUUUUUUUCCUUCUCCUUCCUUUUUGCAACAGGACCAUGUUUUUACAGACCAGUGUUUGUCUUCAAUGGUUGUUGUUUUUUGUCUCUUUUCAGCUACUCAUUAACACUUUUUUAUAAAUAAUUUUCUGUUAGCUAGGCAGUGUUUACCUGGUGCUUUAAGCUUCAAGUGAGAGCAGCCUCUUACCAAAUCUGUGAAGGACUAUCUAGCUAGGCAAUAUGUAGCUGUUACCACGUGUUCAUAGCAAACAAGGAUUGUGUGAAUUCCCAGUUGCUACCCACACUCAGACCAUGGAUAGCUGGGUUUCUGUGCUCGAGUUGCAUUGUGGAAAGCACAUCCAUCUCAUAGUAUUCUGUUGGAUAUGUUUCUCUCCCUUCCCCACUCAUCAUUCACACACAUUCUGUGGCAUUCUUUCCCUUGUUUUUGUUUUGUAAAUUGUAUUCUCAAAUCCAUAAGAGCGAUCUGGCUUUAAAAAAAAAAAAAAGGAAAAUGAUUUUUCUUUUUUUUUGUAAAAAUAUUUAUUAUGUGAAGCUCUAUUAUUUUAUGAUAUUUAUUGCAAAAGACAGUCUUACAUUUACUCAUGUCUGAAUAUAACAAUAUCAAUACUUACUGAAAAAUGAAAGGGUGGCACAAAAGAAUAAACUAUGUUAACUUUAAUGCAGAAAAUAUAUUAAUUAAUUAAAAACAAUGUCUUGUG
This is a messenger RNA of Oncorhynchus tshawytscha (Chinook salmon), 3100 nucleotides long. RefSeq names its product protein sprouty homolog 1. Gene Ontology annotation, biological process: multicellular organism development; negative regulation of Ras protein signal transduction; negative regulation of MAP kinase activity. The coding region runs from base 1171 to 2220 and encodes 349 amino acids. Gene Ontology annotation, cellular component: cytosol; membrane. The transcript has 2 exons. NCBI's taxonomy places the organism in Eukaryota, Metazoa, Chordata, Actinopteri, Salmoniformes, Salmonidae. The record is from RefSeq and is a predicted model, not a curated record.